UUCGUUAUAUAGAACAUGUAAUGCCUCUUAAAUUAUGGUCAUUAAACCCUAAUCCGUCACUGUCUGCCAUCAUCAUAUUAAUGCUUUUUAUGGGAAGUUAUUGAGCAAAUUGAGCGCAAGUGUAGAACUAAAAUCAUUCAGCGGACAUCAGCACAGACAAAUUAAAGCAAUUUUGGCGGAGUAUUACAUUUUUCAGCGAAAAUCAUUGCAUAUUUGACUGUACAGGAAGCUUUCUUGUUGAAUAGACACUUGAAAUGCUUGAAAUAGUCGGCGUGAAUGACGAUGUGAUAUAAUUGCAGCUUAUUUCCGCUGUCCAGGGGUAUUUGAGCCGACUAAAUGUGUGUUUGUCAUUCGCGUGUGCAAAUUAGUGCUAGUGAGACAUCGAAGCAUCUCUGCAAAGUUUAGGGCUUCGACAAUAAGCUGAGUGGAAAAAAAAAUCCAUACAGGAUUUUCGAAGUUAAAAGGUGAUUUCCAUGUCUACUCCGAGCUGGUGCAUUGUAAUUGCGUCGCAGUAGGCUGGAAGCCGUGUGUUUUCGUGUGAAGACAAUUUUAUUCAAGUUUAGAUCAAGAUGGAUCCUGCAUCGAUCAUUGUUUUGGAUUCGUCGGAUGAAGAGUCGGGAGAACCUAAAAGGCGCAAGUUGGGUCCACCAGCCGCCCCUCUUCCAUUAGCAGCUUCUGAUGGAAUGAAUGGAAGCAACAACCACAGCAGGCAACUCCAGCCCCAAAACUUAUCCCUUCGAUCUCCUACGGACCCAUCAAACAAAAUAAGACGCAUCAAGCCGAUUACCGUGGCCACAAAUUUAUCCAAAGAGUCGGCAGAAAACAACAAUCGCCAUCCAGUCAAUGACAAUUUUGCCAUCAUUAGCUACUCAGAUGAGUGGGAAAAGGAUUUGAAAAAGUAUCAACAGAUACUGAACGAUCACGAGAAGCAGCAGCAAACAAAACUGGCUAUGAAAAAGAGAAGUCCAUUGUUAGAGGAAGAAAUGGUUGACCGGAAGACGGCCACACCAGGAAGCAGUAGCACUGCUGAUUCUCACACUACAUCGAAUACCACCGCUAGUCGUCGCUCGGAGAAGAAAGAAAAGGAGAAAAAGAGCGCCUUUGAAAAGAACCCUAUUGGUAAAGAGUUUGCUGAUCUGCUGAACGCAUGCAGAAAGGCCGAUACUUCGCCAGAAAUGGAGCUGCUCAUCCAGAAGAAGUUAAUCAAAUAUUACGAAUGCGUCCAUCCAGAUUAUAUCAAUUCAAAAAGUUUUAAGAAAACAGUCACAACCGUUACGGAAGAGGUUACAAGUAAUCCUGAACUGGUUUACCUUAAAUUGUCCAGCAUAGUAGAGGAACUGAAUAUAAGACGUAAAUCACGUGAUUCGGUGAUGACAAAUGAGAACAUAACUAGCACAGGCAGCGAAAGAAAGGACAAUCAGAUUCGACGCUUGAAUCGAGCAUUGUACAUUUUGAAGAAGCGCAUUGCCAAGCUAGAGGAAAUGGAGGUGGACUUUGAGGAGGAAAUCAACUCGGCCUAUCUGAUGCAGGAGCGCUACAAAAAGCGUGCUUUCGAGAUUUACGAAAAAAUCUGUGAUAUAACCGGCGAAAGCAAACACGCACAUCGGGUCGUGCGGAAGCCUAUCAAAUUCGAUGGCACGCACUAUCCCGAGUUUAACCGCACCAUUCAGACGUUCGUCAAUCGAACGAGCUUGUUUCCGGAUUAUUUCGAUGUAUUGAAGUGUUUGCAACAUUGCAACACCCAGUACGGCUAUCGGAUGAGGCGAGACGAGAUGACCAAGAUAGCCCAGGAUGCAUUUAUCAAGAUCGGGAAGCUGCUGCAGAAGCGGAGAAAAACGGAUUUGUAUGAAACGGUUUCGUACUACAGUGGCGCAGAAAAGGAUCCGGCGUUGGUGGAUCGGAAGCUGCUGGACAAACUGGAAGACAACAAGAAGCUGCAUCGCAACGUCGACGAUGUCAUUGAUAAAUUCGCCCGAGUUCAAGACAAAGAUACGGACGACGAGAAUGAAUUGGAACCCGAGGCUGGUGCUUCGAAAAGCCAUAACACUAAGCCAUCUACAAGCACUUCAAGCGGUAGCAAAUCACCUCCUAGCACAUCAACAAAGGUCGAUGCGGAGAAAGGAGAAUCCGAUUCGAAACUGGAAGAAAAACAUGAAGAUACUGGCAGCAGUAGUCAAGUUGGAUCUCCUGCAGUUGCACACAGCGAAAAUGAUGAGACAAAGAAACCGGCUGAAAUUACCACUGGAGAUAGUAGUAGACCACCAAGCAUAACCGAGGAUGCAAAAGAAGAACCCGCAAAGGAGGGUGACAAGGUGGAUGGAAAAGAAUCCACUCAGCAACCGGCAGAUGAUCUUGAAGACGACGAAGACGAUGAUGAUGACGAGGAUGAGGAAGAAGACGAGAUGGUUAUCAAGGAAAACGUUAAGCCCGAUACUUUCGAUGAUAUCGAAAUUUCUGACGACGAGGAGCUCGUCGUACCAUCUUAGCAUCCGACGAGUACUUUGGCAACUGCUAGUAGUUUUCUGUGAAGAUGCUUCACCCGGAAAUCGACUUGGCACCCGUAUGUAUAUAGGUACUUCACCAGCGGUCAGUUUGUGGAAUUGUAAGUUAUUUGUAAGAUAUUGUUCUUAGGCUUUCAAAUUUCCUUUUUAAUAGUCAGCUUUUAUUUGUGUUCCUUUCGAAAGAACCGGACAGAGUGUAAGUUUUCCAUAGUUAUAUUCAACUUGAAAGUUGACUUUUUUUUAGUUAUGCUUCAUUAUGAAACUAUGCUUAUCGGUGAAGAUUGUGAUAUUGCUUUGUGGUUCUCUUUCAAAAUUUAUAUGCGUCAUGAUUAGGCAGUCACUGGCAGAAAUAAACAUUCAAUUCUAAAAAUUUUUGAAGACGUUUUAAAAAAUUUCUUUUAGAAACAUCACAUUAUAUUGUUGGAACUGAUAAUCGUGACAACACUAUUUCAACAGUCAUCGUCGUACACAAAUAACACACGACGUAUUACAGGAUACGACACUUAACGUUUUUACUAACGGAAAAAGGAAUUAAAUUUACCUAUUUUUGGUCAACCGGUUUCGGGCUCGAUGUUGUCCAUCUACAGGACGAUGUCUCAUUGAUGAAGGAUGAAGAUGAAGGAAAAACACUAAUACAUUUCCAAACUAUCCAAAAGAAUUCGUCGAAAGGUGGUCAGUUUGUUGAAAAUUCGGUUUGAGCAAGAUGAAAAGCGGCGAUAUGAUUGGACCGUCAUCCGUAAAUGUCGUGUCGUGUCCUGUAACACGUCGUGUGUUAUUUGUUUAGCAUAAGUUUUUACGUUUAGCACACCAACAAAAUGAGAGUCAUCGUCUUUAUUAAAUUUUUGAAAACUUUUAAUGUCUGGAUCUCUAUUUCCAAUUUUGUUCCGAGUGAAUUAAAAAAUCAUUCAAAAGAUAACCACAAAGCACUAAUCCCUAUCAUUAACAAUGAUAUUUUAAAUGGUCGAUUAAAAUUGAUAAUAACACAGAUUAUGCUAAAAAGUAUCUUGUAUGUCUACGAAUGAGCAUUUGAUCUCUUUCCCACUGAUAAAAUGAGAAAACAUAUUUUCGUUCAGACCUGCAGUUCGGAAUGAAAGAAUCCUAAUAAUCAAGCUUUGUGUGAAAUUGAAAACUAACACGAAAAAUCGAAAAUCAGUCAUUUGGAACUUAUCGUUAGUAGUAACCCUUGUAUAAGAGCUAAUUUUAGUUUCUAUGGUCCCGAUGAUUUCUUUUAUGUUAAGACAUCUAUGUACGUAUGAAUAUUUAAAGUAACUUAUCGUCUCAGAGUGUAUUUAAUCGGCGCAAUAUGAAAGCAAAAUCAGUGUACAGUGAGUUCCAUUUUUUUUUUAAAUAUUAACAGAUAGCAAGGCUAAAUUAUUUCUAACCUGUAUGUAUGGAGAGUAAAAGCUGUAAAAAGUAGAAUUAAUAAA
Messenger RNA from Uranotaenia lowii, 3928 nucleotides. Its product is annotated as daxx-like protein. The transcript has 3 exons. Gene Ontology annotation, molecular function: histone binding. Lineage: Eukaryota; Metazoa; Arthropoda; Insecta; Diptera; Culicidae. The record is from RefSeq and is a predicted model, not a curated record. Bases 570 to 2486 code for a protein of 638 amino acids.